AUGUUCUUCGACCAGGACGAAGUGUUCGAUGUGUUCAGCCUCGAAGAGGCCCCCAUCCCUCCUCCCUUUGGAUCCAAGCUCGCAUCGCUCAUAAAGGCCCUCGGAGCCGCACGCACCUUCGUCCCAGUCAACGAGCGAUCAGGAAACCUCAUCCCGACCGACUUCAUCAGGCCCUUGAGGCCCGUCUCCGAAGUAUUUGAGUACCGCAACGGCAACCGGACCGUGGCGAAGGAGACGAUCAUCGUGCAGGUCGACGGCGCGUGCUCGGGGAACGGCAGGCCCGAAGCGCGUGCGGGGGUGGGCAUCUACUUCGGCCCGGGCUCGGUGGAGAACGUCUCGCGCAGAAUCGACGGGCGGCAGACGAGCAACCACGCGGAGGUGCGCGCGGCGCUCGAGGCGAUGAAGAAGCUCACGGAGAUGUUCGACAACGACCGGCUCCUGCUUGUGCGGCGGAUGGUGCUGCUCGUUGAUUCCAGCCACGUGUUCCGAGCCAUGACGGAGUGGAUUUUCAGCUGGAGGGAGAACGGGUGGAGGACUUCCGGUGGGGCAGAGGUCAAGAACAAAGCCUGUUUCCAGGAGCUCGAUCGGAUCGUCACAGCGUACGAGAGCCAUGGAUUUGCAGUUCAAUUUUGGUUGGUCCGUCGGGAAUUCAACAAGGAGGCUGAUCUUCUGGCUAAGAACUCGUAUUUAUGA
Mycena citricolor is the source of this 693-nucleotide messenger RNA. NCBI's taxonomy places the organism in Eukaryota, Fungi, Basidiomycota, Agaricomycetes, Agaricales, Mycenaceae. The record is from the annotation of a GenBank genome assembly.